Gigantopelta aegis is the source of this 3197-nucleotide messenger RNA. Its product is annotated as S1 RNA-binding domain-containing protein 1-like. Gene Ontology annotation, molecular function: structural constituent of ribosome; mRNA binding. Gene Ontology annotation, biological process: translation; nucleobase-containing compound metabolic process. The transcript is spliced from 19 exons. NCBI's taxonomy places the organism in Eukaryota, Metazoa, Mollusca, Gastropoda, Neomphalida, Peltospiridae. Bases 324 to 2756 code for a protein of 810 amino acids. The record is from RefSeq and is a predicted model, not a curated record.
UCGAAGCAGGCAAAAGGAGCAUAUUUUUUUAGUUUAAAACAAUUUAACUUUUAAGGAGUAGAUUGCAAAAGCGGCAGUGAUAUCAUAUAAUAUAGAGUUUACUUCACUGACUCAGAAAGUUAUAAUUUUAGUUUACGCAUCUGGUUCUUUCAAUGCUAGUUAGAUCAUAUGUUGAUCAUCUUGAUCAGUUCAACAGUUGACGUGUAAAGGCAGCCCGAGGGCGGCAGUUUUAAAUAUUCGUUUCAUUAUACAUUUUUUCAGAAUGGUUUUGACUGUCAAGUAAAAUUGAAUAUUAAAACAGCUGUUCUCGCGUGCUCUGUAAAAUGGCAUCUAGUUCGACAGUAAAAGCUGACAAGGCAACUCCAGCAUGGAAGAUUCCGGAAGUGAUCUCUGAAAAUGUUGACGUUUCAUUGGAUGUAAGCUUCAAUGUUGUCAAACUGUUGGAUGAAGGUGCAACCAUCCCUUUCAUUGCUCGAUACCGGAAAGAGCAGACAGGAAAUAUGGAAGUUGAUAAGCUGAGAGAAAUAAGCAGUCUUGUUGAAGAAUUGAAGACGGUGGAAUCCAAAAUUGCAUCAGUCAGUGCAGUAAUCAACAGUCAGGGGAAUAUGUCACAGUCCUUGAAUGCUUCUUUAAGGAAUGCUAGAACAUUGCAUGAAGUCGAACUGUUGUAUGCACCAUUUAAACCAGGACAUAAAGGCAGCCUGGCUGAGCGAGCUCGUAAGCUAGGACUGGAACCACCAGCCAUGAAGAUAUUAGACGGAAGACUGGUCGCUCUCAAACAAUUUAUUAACACAGAAGAAAAAGGUCUUUCAAAUGAAGCAGCUGUGGAGAUUGGUAUUCGACACAUUAUCGCAGAUUUUAUUUCCAAAGACAAGGACAUAAUGAAUGAAGUUCGCAGAUUGUGCACAAACUCUAAUGUAACCAUUGAGACAAGCCAGUCAAAAACAACAUCAAAAGUAAAGGCAGAUAAAGAAAAUGAAAAAAAAGUCAAAGAUUUCAAGAAACCGAAAGAUCAGUCUUACAAAUUUGAACAAUAUUUUGAUUACAAGAUUCCUGUAAAAUAUAUACAGUCACAUCAGGUGUUGGCAAUCAACAGAGGUGAAGAUAAAAAAAUAUUGGUUGUCAAGGUCAUAAUACCAGACUUUGUGAAGAACAAACUGACUUUAUUUUCACACCGCAAGUGGAUUCAUCAUAAUACGUGUGACCAGGCUCGUAUACUGAUACAGAAGAGUGUCACUGAUGCCUAUGACAGACUAAUACAGCCUCAGAUGUCUCGGCUUAUUAGAUCUGAUCUUACGAAAAAAGCCGAAAAGGAAUCCAUAUUGGUGUUUGCUUCCAAUCUGAACAGUCUCCUGCUGACACCGCCUGUUCGAGGGAAGACGGUACUUGGUGUAGAUCCUGGCUUCUCGCAUGGCUGCAAGUGUGCGGUGAUAUCCGUCACAGGUCAAAUAUUGGAUACAUUUAUUGUGCACCUUAAUUACAAGUCACAGAACACAUUUGAAGACCAGCAGAAAAUCAUAGAUGCCGUUAAUAAAUUCAGGUGUGAAGUCAUUGCUAUUGGCAAUGGUGUUGCCUGCAGAGAAACUGAAAAGGCAAUAGGAAACCUGAUUCAGAAAAAGAGAUUUAAUGUCCGUGCAAUUGCUUACUGCAUAGUAGACGAGUGUGGAGCAUCUAUCUACAGUGUGUCCGAUGAGGCAAAGAAAGAGAUGCCACAGUUGGACCCGUCUCUCCGGGGGGCAGUUUCCAUAGCUAGAAGACUACAGGAUCCUUUGUCAGAAUUUGUCAAAGUAGAAGCAAAACAUCUUGGAGUAGGAAUGUAUCAGCACGAUAUAUCUGAAAGUCGGCUGAAGACGUCCCUGGAUUCCGUGGUUGAGGAAUGUGUCAGUUUUGUUGGGGUUGAUAUCAACACGGGCAGUGAAUGUCUUCUCAGGCGAAUAGCCGGUCUGAAUGCCUCUAAAGCCAAGCAGAUUGUUGAGUGUCGUGAAAAGAAUGGUGCCUUCUUGAACAGACAGCAACUACUGAGCGUCAAAGGACUGGGUCAGAAAGGCUUUGAACAAUGUGCUGGCUUCAUCCGAGUUCUUCAUGACUUUAAUGAUCCGGAUAUAAGACAGAAAUGUGAAGAAACUGCUGAACCUGAAUGUGACUCAGAAGUAUCUGCCAAAUCAGGUCGUGGCAGAAAAAGAAAGGCAGGCACAACUCGAAAAGCAAAGAAAAUAAAACUGGAUGAAAAUCAAGCACCUAAUCCAUUAGACAUGACAGCCAUACAUCCAGAAUCUUAUCACAUUGCAAUGAGCUUCCUAAAAGAGCUUGGUAUGUCAGUUCUAGACAUUGGUCAAAGCAGAUUCAUCGAUAGAGUGACACAAGAGGUAGCCGUAAAAGGUGUGGAAAAACUUGCAAAAUCAUUUGAAAUUGGAGAACCAACUAUGAAAUUGAUCACAGAUGCUCUUUCAAAACCCAUUUCUUACGACAUCCGAGAUAGCUUUGACAAACCAUUAUUCAAGGAAGGUGUUACUGCAAUAGAGAGCCUUAAAGUUCAUCAAAAACUGACAGGUCGUGUGACCAAUGUGACUAAUUUUGGAGCAUUUGUUGAUAUAGGAGUUGGUCAGAAUGGCCUGAUACACGUCAGUCAGAUGAAGGAAGGAUUAAAAGGUCAUUCCGGACUUCAACUAGGAGAUCACGUAGAUGUCGAAGUCAUCAAUAUAGAUAUAAAGAGACAGAGAAUUGGCUUAAGACUCAUUCGUCUUACAAGUAGUUGAUAAAUCCAAAAUAUGUCUGAAUAAUUAUUAAGUUAUUCAGUAUUACUGUGAUGGAGAAAAAUUUUCAUGUAUGCUGUUCAUUGAAUGGGUGUUCCACAAAUGGAGGCAGAAUCUUUUGGCUUUUGCCAUUCUAACCUUCGCAGGAUAAAGCUGGUAUGUUGAGAGAGUAACCAAUUAUUCUGGAAAGUCAUGUCAAGACUUACUUUGCUUUAUUAUCCACAUGGUUCAACAUAACCGAGUUAAUAAUAAUCAUAACAAACACACGUGUAAAAACAAGGGUGAUGACGUAGUUUUGGGCCUAGUUCAGACUAUGCAAUUUGAAAUAUGACAUUUCAUCAUCUCCUUCUAGUUGUGGCUGAAACAUUUUGAGUUGGGUCUUGUUAAUCAUAAAGAAAACAAUAAUAAUAUGGACAAUAAAGAAAUUAUUACACUUGCGUGCGA